GAGAGAAAGAGGCACGCGCUUCUAUUGUAUUUCAGCGUGUGUGCGGCUCACCUUCAGAACUUCCCCUGAACCAUCGAUCAUCAGCAGCAGUCACAUAUCACAGGAUUUACAACGUAUUCAUUUUUCAUUCCGUGUCUGUCACUUUCCAUUUAAGUUUCUGGGGUAAAGAUAUCCGCCUAUUGUGUUCACUUCUUAUACACGUUGAUUAGGAGGAAAUACUUCUUAUUUCCACUCUUAAAGACCAGUGCUCUUAACUUGUCAGCCAUCGGGCUAACCUCCCAGACCCUUCCUCUUCAACAUUCUGCCGCCGUCUGAGGCAAAGUUUACCAAGCCGAACACAAAGGAGGUGAAGACGGCUGCAGAGAGAAAUAGGAAGACUCACAGACUGAGUUACAGUAAACAUUAUGUCAGGUGUCAUGUUUGUGGUGGCAACAUCCUGCCUUGGCUGUCCUCUGUUGUCACUCUUUCUUCAAGGCGUACCAUGGGGUUUGGCAAGGUGGUAUUUUGUCUAAAAACAAGUCAAAGCAGCUGAGUUUGUGGAAUGAAAACGCAAAGAAAGCAAAUAAUAAGAAAAAACAACCAUGCCGGAGAAUGACCAGCUGGUCUAUAUCGGCCUGGAGCUGGUGAUCGCCUUACUGUCUGUGGCGGGAAACGUGCUGGUCUGCUGGGCCGUCUGCCUCAACUCCAAUCUGCAGAGCAUCACCAACUUCUUCGUGGUGUCACUGGCAGUGGCUGAUAUUGCUGUGGGGCUGCUGGCAAUCCCCUUUGCUAUCACUAUAAGUACCGGCUUCUGUGCAAACUUCUUUGGCUGCCUCUUCAUCGCUUGCUUCGUCCUCAUCCUCACCCAGAGCUCCAUCUUCAGCCUGCUGGCUAUCGCCGUCGACCGCUACACCGCUAUCAAUAACCCACUCAGGUACAACAGCCUGGUGACAGGGCAGAGGGCAAAGGGCAUCAUCGCAUUGUGCUGGGUCCUCUCAGUGGGCAUCGGUCUGACACCAAUGCUGGGCUGGAACACAGGUUUGAACACAACCGCCCCAACCAGCAGCAAAAUAUGCCCUGAAGGUUUGACCGAGUGCCUGUUUGAAGGAGUGGUUACCCUGGACUACAUGGUCUAUUUCAAUUUCUUCGGCUGUGUGCUGGUGCCCCUGUUGGUCAUGCUGGUCAUCUAUGCCCAUAUCUUCAUGGCUGCUCGACGCCAGCUCCGACUAAUGUGUCUCAAAGUCGCACACACGCCCGCUCCUGGAGUUAUAACUUCAUCGUCGAGCUCAUCUCGUUCCACCCUGCAGAAGGAAGUUCACGCAGCCAAAUCGUUGGCUAUCAUUGUCGGUUUGUUCGCAUUGUGUUGGCUCCCACUGCACAUCAUCAACUGUUUCAACCACCUGUGUCAGGACCGUGGGCGCGUACAUAUCUGGGUAAUGAACAUUGCCAUCAUCCUUUCCCAUGCUAACUCUGUGGUGAAUCCCUUCAUCUACGCGUAUCGCAUACGGGAGUUCAGGCAGACCUUUCGAAGGAUCCUGUACCAGCAAAUCCUCGGGCAGAGGGAUGGACGUGGGUUUGUGAACGAUUGUGGUGAUGGCAGAAGUGUUGGGAAAAGCAGUUUCAGGCGGCGGACUUCUUCCCGUACCAGUAAAGAGGGUUCAUCGAGUGGCACCGUAGUGAAUAGUUACGUCCUGGACUCCAGUCCUGAGCGAUCUACACCAAAAGCAACUCAUGAAGUCUCUUGCCAUUGGACAUCAAAUUUAGACACUGCACCAGGUAGUUACAUACCUAACGGACAGCAUGUGAAGGGUAGCCACCUUCCAGGAAUGCAGCAACCAUGUAUCACAGGCUUUGCUGCUCAGGAUGGAGUCCAGUUGGUCUCCUAUUUGAAGGGAACAACAGAUGUGUUGGAGGUGAAAGACAAUGAAAAUUGCAUUGCUUUUGUAAAUGUUCAGGCUUUUUCUCUUAAACAAUCUGACUUUGAACAUUCAACAGAGCUCACAAAAGUCUCAUGACAUAGAUAUUUAGGUAUUUAAAGGGGACAUAUUAUGCUCAUGUCAUACUUUGGUUUUCUAAUAGGACAUUUUUACAUGCCUAAAUGUUCAAAAAACACUUAAUAUAUCUCCAACGGUCUUUGUGUGUCUGAAAUGCUCUGUUUUACCGAAAGAGCCCAGUCUCCUCUGACUGACCUGCAGGUAAAGAACCCAGGGGAGCUAAAUCUGAAUGGUUUCUUGAAUCCUAUGUUUUCAGAUCUAGGCAGUCCGCCCACGGUGUAUUAUUUCACAGGUUGAGUGUAAUAAUUCCAGGAACCAAUAUGUGCAAAUGGUAUAAUGAUAUGUCCUCUUUAAAUAUUUGUAUAUGCCAUAAAACCUAUACAAGUCUGAAAACAUAACAAAAUGAAAAAGGAUUAAUAAAGCCUCAAUAAAACCCACAGUAACUGUAAGCACCUGUUGCUCUCUUUUGUUGCCCACUUACUCUUUAUAUUCAACCAAUGUUGAGACAUAAUGACAUGUAGUACAAUAACAUAUAUAUGCUCUUUUUCUAAGCCAAAUGCUUUUUCAACUGUACUGUAUCUUGCAUUUAUAUUUUCAUUAGACAAUAAACAUUUGAAACUUUGAAUUGUA
Molecule: messenger RNA, 2603 nt
Organism: Gymnodraco acuticeps
Lineage: Eukaryota; Metazoa; Chordata; Actinopteri; Perciformes; Bathydraconidae
Product: adenosine receptor A2b-like
Exons: 5
Coding region: 582-1994 (470 amino acids)
Biological process (GO): adenylate cyclase-activating G protein-coupled receptor signaling pathway; G protein-coupled adenosine receptor signaling pathway
Cellular component (GO): membrane
Molecular function (GO): G protein-coupled adenosine receptor activity
Source: RefSeq, a predicted model, not a curated record